Molecule: messenger RNA, 1113 nt
Organism: Arabidopsis thaliana (thale cress)
Lineage: Eukaryota; Viridiplantae; Streptophyta; Magnoliopsida; Brassicales; Brassicaceae
Product: dehydrin family protein
Exons: 2
Coding region: 250-546 (98 amino acids)
Cellular component (GO): cytoplasm; nucleus
Molecular function (GO): metal ion binding
Source: RefSeq, marked reviewed
AAAGAACCAGUACAGCACAUUGGAAGAAUUAAUCUUAUCUUCGCCACGCCAUAUAUCUUUCUUUCUACUAUAAAGUAAUCUCUAAGAAAAAUACAAACCAAUAAUAAUAUCUCAUUGAUAGUGAUAGAUUAGUAUUAAUUAUCCAUUUUGGGCUAUAAAUAGAGACCCUUUGAGAUCCAAGUUUAUCGUCAAAGCAACCAAACACAUAAAAGAGAGAUUUAAUACAAAAGAAAGAGAAAAAAGAAAGAUAUGGCAGGACUCAUCAACAAGAUCGGAGACGCACUCCACAUUGGAGGAGGCAACAAGGAAGGUGAGCACAAGAAGGAAGAGGAACACAAGAAACACGUUGACGAGCACAAGAGUGGUGAGCACAAAGAAGGUAUUGUUGACAAGAUCAAAGACAAGAUCCACGGUGGUGAAGGUAAAAGCCACGACGGAGAAGGCAAAAGCCACGACGGUGAGAAGAAAAAGAAGAAGGACAAGAAGGAGAAGAAACAUCAUGAUGAUGGUCACCACAGCAGCAGCAGUGACAGCGACAGCGAUUAAGGUGAGGAAGUGAGGAGGAUCGCUUGAAUAAAACAGAUCUGGUUCUGGCUAUUAUUAAUUAAUGUUGCUGUAUGUUCUUAUCAUCUUAGAGAGAGGUUAAAGACAGGAGAACCGUGCAUCUAUCUUUGUUUGUUAUGUUUCUGUUUUCUUGUCAUGAAAAUUAUGCUCAUGUAUCUUAUCUAAAUCAAAAAUAAUAAUUUGAUGAAUCAUAACUUGUAAGACUUGUUAUUUAAUUUUAACUUGGGAUCUAUGUUUCUUUAGAAGAUCAAAACUUUUAUCUGUUGAAAAAAAGUGAGAAGAUCAAAACUUGUUGAUAAACAUAUAUAGAUGAUAGGUUUCACGUAUACUAAAAGAGUAAAAAAAAUUUUUUUUAACAAUACAUACACCAUUCAGUAAAUGAACUUAAAUGAUUGUCAAAUGAUAAUAGAUGUUUGAGAAGAAAAAAACAAUUAAAAAAAGUUUGAUGUUUGACCAAAGCGAAAUUAUUUUUUUUCUUUAGAAAGAAAACUUGUUUUCAUGACAAUGGCCUUCUACAAGAAAAAGUAUUUGUUAGUGUUUGCUCUCAAU